AUGUUAUUGACUACUGUGUGGAAAAAAGCCAACAAGACACACUGCGCAUGCGUCGGUGGCCAUGUUGGGCUACUGUACUAUUUUAAGCAAGGUUGCGAUGAAAUUAUUGAAAAAAGGCAGCGAGACGACGAGAGUGUGACCGCCUUUGUUCUCCUUUCUUUCCAUAUUCCGCGAAAGCGAGUCGACAACGGCGAUUACUGUUAAGAUAAAACCUGUCUCUGCGUCAACGUUUUAGCUUCUCGGGCUAGAUUAGCUUGUUAGCUGCUAACAAAAAGACGCGGAAGUGAUCAACACAUAGCUAAGCAGAGCUCAAGUGUGAGUGUGAAGUGUUGUGAUUGUGUGAAAAUGUGUAAAGUACAAAUGCUGAGAACGUUGGUGAAUCAGCGACUCUAACUGCGGCUGUUGAAGAAAUAUUUGUAGUGUUGGAAAGAACGAUAGCAGAGUACGAGGAGGAACUUACUCGAACAAAAGAGGAGACGAGCGACAACGUCAACUACUGGACUCUGUUUUCGAGUCUCAAGUUGAACUACACAGAGCAGAAACCAGAGAAGAACAUCAUCCCCCUGAGCAGCAGGAGUGGAGCUCCAGGAUGGAACAUGAGGAGCCACAGCUCCCCCACAUUAAACAGGAAGAGGAGGCACCACAGACCCUCCACGUUAAAGUGGAAGAGGAGGCACACAGCAUCUGUCAGAAAGGAGAACAUUUUGAAGGACUGGAGGAGUUCCCAGUGAUUGGUGUCCCUGUGAAGAGUGAAGAUGAUGAAGACAAAGGUGAAAGUGAGGAGAAGAGAGAGGUGGAGCCUCCAAGCAGCAGCUCAACUCAACACAUGACAACAGAAGCUGAUGGAGACCACUGUGGAGGAUCACAAGCACACAACCUCUUAGCUCCACUAUCAGAUAGCGACGACACAACGUCACACUCUCCUGACACUGAUGAUGAAGACUCUACGGCUGAUAUGACAUGUCACACUGACAACACACACUUUAAAUGCUCUCACUGUGACAAAACGUUUAAUAACCACAGAAAUAUGAGAAGACACAUGAUAAAUCACACAGGAGAGAAACCAUUCAUGUGCUCUGUGUGUGGUAAACAAUUCUCUCAGAAAGCACAUUUGCAAGAACAUACAAGAAUACACACUGGAGAGAAACCUUUUGCCUGCUCGGUGUGUGGUAGAAGAUUCACUAAUCAGUCAACUUGGUUGAGACACACAAGGAUACACACUGGAGAGAAAACAUGCGCCUGCUCAGUUUGUGGUAAAACCUUCGCUCAGAAUGCACAUUUGCAAGAACACACACGAAUACAUACUGGAGAGAAACCUUUUGCUUGCUCAGUGUGCAGUAAAAGAUUCACUAAUCGGUCAACUUGGAUGAGACACACAAGGAUACACACUGGAGAGAAAACAUACGCCUGCUCAGUCUGUGGUAAAACUUUCACUCAGAAGGUGCAUUUGACAAUUCACACAAGAACACACACUGGGGAGAAACCUUUUGCCUGCGCAGUGUGCAGCAAGAGAUUCAAUCAGCGGUCAAAUUGGUUGAGACACACAAGGACACACACGGAAGAAAUGUGUACCCCUGCCCAGUCUGUCAUAAAAGUUUCUCUCAAAAUGAUUAAUUGAUAACGCACAAAAGAACACACAUGGGAGAAAAAACGUAUCCCUGCUCAGUGUGCAAUAGAUAUUUUUGUGAUCGUUGAGCAUUGAGUAAACACAUGAAUGUAUACCUACGGUGGUCUGCUAUGACAUGUUGUGAUGUACAGUAUGAACUGAGUUUUCGUCCACAGGCAGUUUCUUCCUUGGGUUUUCGGUGAUCUUCCUAGUUAGUGGAUCUCUGUGCAAAGGAGAUUAGUUAAAAGCGUCAAGGUUGUACCCCUGUUUGUGUUGUUUUCAAAGGAUGUUGCAUGUUUUGCAUGAGAAUUUGAACGUCUCCGCAGCUGUCCUGUGUAUGAGGUGGUUUCAGCAGUCUUAACACACAGAAAUCUGUGAACAUGAGAAAUGUGCCAAAGCAA
Molecule: messenger RNA, 2007 nt
Organism: Dunckerocampus dactyliophorus (ringed pipefish)
Lineage: Eukaryota; Metazoa; Chordata; Actinopteri; Syngnathiformes; Syngnathidae
Product: gastrula zinc finger protein XlCGF17.1-like
Exons: 2
Coding region: 590-1618 (342 amino acids)
Biological process (GO): regulation of transcription by RNA polymerase II
Molecular function (GO): DNA-binding transcription factor activity; RNA polymerase II cis-regulatory region sequence-specific DNA binding
Source: RefSeq, a predicted model, not a curated record